Molecule: messenger RNA, 1033 nt
Organism: Anoplophora glabripennis (Asian longhorned beetle)
Lineage: Eukaryota; Metazoa; Arthropoda; Insecta; Coleoptera; Cerambycidae
Exons: 3
Coding region: 347-1033 (228 amino acids)
Source: RefSeq, a predicted model, not a curated record
AAUUUGACCUGUAACCUAUUUAACUGCAUUUAUGUUUUUCGUUAACCAUAAAAUAUUCCAAUAUGUAACGUAAUCUACUUAUUGCACGCGCAUUUAUUCUCUCAAUGUAACGUAAUCUUUUCUUGGUCAGCAGUUGUUUAAAAGAUGCAUGUAUUAAAAUAUUCCAAUGUGCAACGUGACCUGUUACUUUGUUGCGAUAUACGUAUCUAAUUUUUCUAAAAUUUUGUUUAAAUACUGGAUGUAAUUCAGCUCAAAAUCAAACAGUUCAUCGUAUCUGAAGACUGCUAAGUUACAGCAACAACCAUGUCGACAAUUCCUUCUACAAUCGUCGUUUGCACUGGUCGUAAUGCAACAAUUAUUUCAAUAUGGUGUAAGGAAUAUGGGAAUAAAGGAGGAUAAAAUAUUUAUCGAAUUAAGUUAUACUCCAAACGCACAACGUUUAAAACAUAAAUUUGGACAACUAUCUGUGCGAUAUAUGAGGGUAAAAAUUAACAAUUCGGGAGAUUUUAAAAUUUUGGAGUCUGUGCUAAAGCGUUGCAAGUACAACUUACUCGAUGAAGAUGUUGAUGGUCUUCGAAAAAUAGAAUCGGCUCCAUCGAAAAGAAAAUUGAUUAAACCAUCACCACCACCACCAGAAGCAGCAACAGCGCCAUCAGCAGCAACACACCGAAACUAUUCAUCCUUCAGUUUUGAGGAAGCUGAAGAAAUUAAUUUAAUAGGGGACGAGGAAAAUAAUGUUGAUGUUAGUAUUAGUAGUAGUAAAAGACAAAGAAAGAAUGUACAUGUUCGCCGAAACGAUGUCUUGAUCAGCUGCUUGCGAACACUGGAUUUCAUCGUCGCUGUUGUUGUCGCUAUGGGUGGUGACACCGUUGGAGAUGUAUCCAUUUGGACCGCCUGGGUUACAGGUCCUGUCUGGGGUGUAGGCUCCGCUUGGGGCGCUAAUGGUGUCACCUCCUCCACCAAUGGGGCCGCAUGUUGUUCAGGUGGCGCCAGCCAAGGAAUGACAAUAAAGGGAAAGAACAAAAACCGUUAA